AUGUUCGAACUUGAGGAAUUCACGCUGGAAGAUCUGCCAGAAGAUGCUGCUCCAAUCCAGGAGAGGCUAGAGAGCUGGAAGCAGUGGGCGGAUCUGGAGACCAAGAGAAGGAGCAUAUUUGCACUCUUCAUAAUCGACGCUCAGUUAGCGCGUUACCAUGGAGGUCUGCCGAUUGGGAAGCACGUACUAAACCCAUUGCAGUCGGCAGCGCCGCACGCGGUAUUCCAUGCGACCACGGUUGACGAAUGGAGUACGAAAAUGCGGCAACAAUGGAAAGAUCCACAUCCGCUGAGAGAGAUCUACAAUAUGAUCUUCGAAUCCAAAUUACCACGAGGGGCUUCUAUCUACCCGUUCACCAUCUCAGUGCUCCUCGAAGGAAUCCAGGCAGUGAUUCUGGAAAGAAACUUUGCAGGAGGGGAUGCCGUGGGCGUAGUUUCGGAAGCUGUACUCGUUCAGGCGCUCCUCACUAUCAAGACCAAGUGCUUGGGAAAUCCCGAGGUGCCCAUUGGAAAUCUGGAGCUUCAUAUUCGGUGGAAGGCACUAUGUCUCGACUUGAUAGUUGAUACCGUCAAGCUCUUCAGACAGCUCGGCGGCGAAGGGCCACCGCAGAACAUUUUCGGCGUGGGGCAAAAACCUACCAUACCCUCAGAGGGUCCUAACAGAUGGACACAGAGCCCGAAAGGACGAAGGGCAUUGCUAUUUGCAAUCGGAAUCCAAGAUCUGGCAGAGCGGUUGCCCGUAGGACGUGUUACGGCACCGAGUAUGCCUCCAGCGGUAUUUUCUGCGGCGACCAUAUAUUGUGCAUAUUGCCGAGCGGGACAAGCUGACGUUGUGGUACCGCAAGAGCUGGACUGGGCUAUAAUAGCAGGUGUAGAAGGCCACAAUGACGGACCAAUUGCGUCAAAGUGUCGGCAAUUCAUCGAGACCCAGCGCUUACAGCCAGGCUUCCGGAGAUUGAACUUGCGGCACUCGCUCUACCAGUUUCAAGCCAUGUUGCGGGCCAUGUCCACUCACUGGGGGAUAGCGGAAGAAAUGCGACAGCAGCUCUACCCAUGGACUUCGUUCGGCUCAGAAUAA
Messenger RNA from Exophiala aquamarina CBS 119918, 1077 nucleotides. RefSeq lists its product as uncharacterized. Lineage: Eukaryota; Fungi; Ascomycota; Eurotiomycetes; Chaetothyriales; Herpotrichiellaceae. The transcript has a single exon. The record is from RefSeq and is a predicted model, not a curated record. Bases 1 to 1077 code for a protein of 358 amino acids.